GGGGGUUUGGUGAAAGUCCACUGACAGAGACCGAGCACAAGCAAACUUAACCUAGCAGCUGCAGCAGCUCAUCUCCAGAAAGGAAAAGUUUUGCCAAAAUUAGGCAAUACAUCUCUGGAAGCUGCUUCUAAAAUAAAAGCGUAAUAAGGAGACGCUGCUCAUUGAGACGGCAGAAGACUUUGCGUGCAUUGGAGUUGUAGAAUUCUACUCUGUAAAAGUUGCCUAAUCAACAGUAGAUCCGCCCUUCAGCCCUUCGCGAAGUAUAAAAAUGAGUAGCACACAGCAAAGACUAACCCAGUCCGGUAGUAGUACCAGUUCAGGCACACAAGUGGGAGAUACAAAGGAAGGUGAGAUGCCGGCUACAGAGAAGGACCUCGCUGAAGACGCGCCCUGGAAAAAGAUCCAGCAGAAUACCUUUACCCGUUGGUGCAAUGAGCACCUCAAGUGUGUCCAGAAACGCGUCGGCAACCUGCAAACUGACCUGAGCGAUGGGCUGCGGCUCAUCGCCCUCCUGGAGGUGUUGAGCCAAAAAAAGAUGUAUCGCAAGUACAAUCAGCGGCCAACCUUUCGACAGAUGCAACUGGAAAAUGUUUCGGUGGCGCUUGAAUUCUUGGAGAAGGAAAAUAUCAAGCUUGUUUCUAUUGAUAGCAAAGCCAUAGUUGAUGGGAAUCUGAAGCUGAUUCUUGGCUUGAUAUGGACUCUUAUCUUGCACUACUCUAUUUCAAUGCCAAUGUGGGAUGAGGAAGAGGAUGAAGAAGUAAAGAAACAGACUCCUAAACAACGUUUACUAGGCUGGAUCCAGAACAAGCUACCUCAUCUCCCUGUAACCAACUUCAGUAGGGACUGGCAGACUGGGCGUGCACUGGGAGCUCUUGUGGACAGCUGUGCUCCAGGUUUGUGCCCAGACUGGGACUCCUGGGAUGUCGGCAAACCUGUAGAAAAUGCCAGAGAGGCAAUGCAGCAAGCAGAUGACUGGCUGGGCAUCCCUCAGGUAAUCACUCCAGAGGAAAUAGUUGAUCCAAAUGUUGAUGAACACUCUGUCAUGACCUACUUGUCUCAGUUUCCAAAGGCAAAACUAAAGCCUGGUGCACCCCUGAGGCCAAAACUUAAUCCUAAAAAAGCCAGAGCAUAUGGUCCAGGUGUUGAACCAACGGGUAAUAUGGUGAUGAAACCUGCAGAGUUUACUGUAGAGACAAUCAGUGCUGGAAUGGGUGAGGUUCUAGUGUAUGUGGAAGAUCCUGCGGGACACAGGGAGGAGGCCAAAGUGACUUUCAACAAUGAUAAGAACAGGACGUUCUCUGCAGUCUAUACACCAAAAGUAGCUGGGCCUUACAAGGUUACAGUUUUGUUUGCUGGGCAACACAUUGCCAAAAGUCCAUUUGAAGUAGAGGUGAGCAAAGCUCAGGGAGAUGCCAGUAAAGUCACUGCACAGGGCCCAGGCCUGACACCCAGUGGGAACAUUGCCAACAAGAGUACUUAUUUUGAAAUAUUUACAGCGGGUGCUGGAGUUGGCGAAGUAGAGGUGAGCAUAGUUGACCCAACUGGAAAGAAAGAUGCUGUGGAUGUUCAGCUUGAGGACAAAGGUAACAGUACCUACCGCUGCACCUACAAACCCACCAUGGAAGGAGUGUACACAAUACACAUAACAUUUGGAGGAGCCCAGAUCCCAAAGAGUCCUUUCUCAGUUGGUAUUGGCCAGGCUUGCAACCCCAAUGCUUGUCGUGCUGUGGGACGUGGUCUGCAAGCAAAAGGAGUGCGAGCAAAGGAGACAGCAGACUUCAAAGUCUAUACAAAUGGAGCUGGCAGUGGAGAACUGAAAGUUACAGUGAAGGGACCAAAGGGUUUAGAAGAACGUGUCAAGCAGAAGGACUUGGGUGAUGGAGUUUACGGCUUUGAAUACUAUCCUAGCACACCUGGCAACUAUGUGGUCACAAUAACAUGGGGAGGACAAAGCAUUCCUAGAAGUCCAUUUGAAGUAAAGGUUGGCUCAGAAGCAGGACCACAGAAAGUACGAGCAUGGGGACCUGGACUGGAAGGAGGAGUAGUUGGAAAGUCUGCAGAUUUUGUGGUGGAAGCUAUUGGAGAUGACGUAGGCACACUAGGUUUCUCUGUAGAGGGACCAUCACAGGCAAAAAUAGAGUGCGAUGACAAAGGAGAUGGGUCUUGUGAUGUGAGAUAUUGGCCAACAGAACCUGGAGAGUAUGCAGUCCAUGUGCUUUGCAACAGUGAGGACAUAAAGAUGAGUCCCUUCAUGGCUGAGAUCCAGUCAGCCCCCAAGGACUUCUAUCCAGAUAAGGUGAAGGCUUAUGGUCCUGGUUUGGAGAAGACUGGCAUUGCUAUUAAUAAACCUGCUGAGUUUACAAUUGAUGCCAAAAAUGGUGGAAGAGCUCCACUGAAGGUUAAUGCUCAGGAUGCCGAAGGAAAUCCAAUUGAUGUGUCCGUGAAGGAUAAUGGGAAUGGCACAUACUCCUGCUCCUAUAUGCCAAAGAAAGCAGUGAAACAUACAGUCAUGGUGUCUUGGGGAGCAGUCAACAUCCCUAACAGUCCUUUUAGGAUGAAUGUAGGUGCUGGAAGCCACCCUAACAAAGUGAAAGUGUAUGGGCCAGGAGUUGCUAAAACUGGACUAAAAGCUCAUGAGCCAACUUACUUCACUGUGGACUGUGCUGAGGCUGGUCAAGGUGAUGUCAGUAUUGGUAUCAAAUGUGCACCUGGUGUGGUGGGACCUGCUGAAGCAGACAUUGAUUUUGACAUUAUCCGGAACGACAAUGAUACAUUCACUGUGAAGUAUAUGCCACCUGGAGCUGGAAGUUACACAAUCAUGAUUCUGUUUGCUGACCAGGCAAUCCCUACAAGUCCUGUUCGUGUAAAGGUAGAUCCCUCCCAUGAUGCUAGCAAGGUGAAGGCAGAAGGACCAGGACUGAACAAAAGUGGUAUUGAACUGGGAAAACCUACUCACUUCACAGUGAAUACAAAAGCAGCUGGAAAGGCCAAGCUGGACGUUCAGUUCACUGGAGCAUCCAAAGGAGAUGCCAUACAGGAUUUUGACUUGGUGGACAACCUUGACAAUUCUUACACUGUUAAGUACACACCUGUGCAACAGGGUCCAUUGGGCAUUGGUGUGACAUACGGAGGAGAUCACAUACCAAAGAGCCCAUUCAGCACUGGAAUUGCCCAUUCACUUGACCUUAGCAAGAUAAAGGUUGCAGGUCUUUGUGAAAAGGUGGAAGUUGGGAAGGAUCAGGAGUUCACAGUAAAGUCUAAAGGAGCUGGAGGACAAGGCAAAGUUGCUGCCAAGAUUGUGGGUCCCACAAACAAGUCUGUUCCUUGCAAGGUGGAGCCUGGACUGAGUGCAGACAACAGCAUUGUGAAAUUCAUCCCACGUGAAGAGGGAUCCUAUGAGGUAGAAAUAACUUAUGAUGGAGUUCCUGUGCCUGGCAGCCCUUUCCCGGUAGAGGGAGUCUCUCCUACUGAUCCUUCAAAGGUGAAAGCUCAUGGCCCCGGACUUAAAGGUGCUGCAGUUGGAUGCCCAGCGCCAUUCACAAUUGACACGAAGGGAGCUGGUGUAGGUGGCUUGGGCCUUACAGUUGAAGGCCCAAGUGAAGCAAAGAUUGAAUGCUUGGACAAUGGCGAUGGCACUUGCUCAGUCUCCUACCUACCCACUGAAGCUGGAGAGUACAAUAUUAACAUAUUAUUUGCAGACACCCACAUUCCAGGCUCCCCCUUCAAAGCUGUAGUCCAGUCUUCCUUUGAUCCUUCAAAAGUAGAGUGUUCUGGGCCAGGCCUGGAGCAUGCCAAGGUUGGAGAAGCUGGGAAAUUCACAGUGGAUUGCUCAAAUGCAGGCAGUGCUGAGCUCACAAUAGAAAUCAUUUCUGACUCUGGUAUGGAAGCAGAAGUACAUAUACAAGAAAAUGGUGAUGGCACGUACACAAUAACCUACAUUCCAUCACACUCUGGUGUGUACACAAUCACUAUAAAAUAUGGUGGCCAGAUGGUACCAAACUUCCCUGCCAAGCUCCAGGUGGAGCCAGCUGUAGAUACCAGCACAGUCAAGGUGUACGGCCCAGGAGUAGAAGGCAAAGGAGUUUUCAGGGAAGCCACAACAGAGUUUAAUGUGGAUGCAAGGGCUUUAAGCAAGGCUGGAGGGCAUCUUGUCAAAACUAGGGUUUCCAACCCAUCUGGCAAUCUGACAGACUCCUUCAUCCAUGACAAGGGGGAUGGCACUUACAAAGUGGAAUAUACACCUUAUGAAGAAGGUAUCCACUCAGUUGAUGUGACAUACAAUGGUAGUCCUGUUCCAAACAGCCCUUUCAGGGUCCCAGUGACAGAAGGGUGCGACCCAUCCAGGGUUAGAGUUCAUGGGCCAGGUAUUCAGCAUGGAAUUACAAACAAGCCAAACCAGUUCACUGUGGAGACCAGAGGUGCUGGUACAGGAGGACUUGGAUUGGCAGUGGAAGGCCCCUCAGAAGCAAAGAUGUCCUGCACAGAUAACAAGGAUGGUAGCUGUACAGUGGAGUACGUACCCUAUGAACCUGGUACAUACAACCUGAAUGUUACAUAUGGAGGUCAGCAAGUGCCAGGAAGUCCAUUUAAAGUUCCAGUCAGUGAUGUGAUAGACGCUACCAGAGUUGCCUGCACAGGAGCAGGACUGGGAACAGGGGUUCGUGCCAAUGUCCCACAGUCUUUUACUGUCGAUACGAGCAAGGCUGGAGUGGCUCCCCUUUUGGUCAGAGUUCUUGGGCCCAAAGGUAUUGUUGAACCUGUGGAAGUUGUUGAGAACAGAGAUGGUACCCACACAGUGAGUUAUGUUCCUACCCGGGAAGGACCCUAUACCGUUUCAGUCCAAUAUGGUGACGAUGAGAUUCCCCGCAGCCCAUUUAAGGUGAAGGUGUUGCCAACACAUGAUGCCAGCAAGGUCAAAGCAAGCGGACCUGGCCUCAACACAACAGGAGUUCCUGCCAGUUUGCCCAUGGAAUUUACCAUUGAUGCAAAGGACGCAGGAGAGGGUCUCUUAGCUGUGCAGAUUACAGAUCCUGAGGGAAAACCUAAGAAGGUCAAUAUUCGCGAUAAUCAUGAUGGUACUUACACAGCAUCUUAUGUGCCGGAUACAACUGGUCGCUACACCAUUUUAAUCAAAUAUGGUGGUGAUGAAAUUCCAUACUCCCCAUACCGAAUCAGAGCUGUGCCAUCUGGUGAUGCAAGCAAAUGCACAGUCACAGUGUCAAUUGGAGGUCACGGGCUAGGUGCAGGAAUUGGUCCCACCAUCCAGAUUGGUGAGGAGACUGUGAUUACUGUAGAUGCCAAGGCAGCAGGAAAGGGUAAGGUCACAUGUACAGUCUGUACUCCUGAUGGCACAGAGGUGGACGUUGAUGUGGUGGAGAAUGAAGAUGGAACAUUUGACAUCUUUUACACUGCCCCACAACCAGGAAAGUAUGUCAUCUGUGUGAGGUUUGGUGGAGAGCACAUACCAAACAGUCCUUUCCAAGUCAUGGCUUUGGAUGGAGAUCAAAUCGUUUCCCACCAGGUUGGCCAGCAGCAGGUAGCCCCCCACUAUGCCUACCCACCUGGCGUGCAACAACCUUGGGCUACUGACCGCCCUCUUGGUGUGAAUGGCCUUGACGUUGCGGGAUUGAGACCUUUCAAGUUGGUGUUUCCACUCAAUUUCAAAAAAGGAGAAAUUACAGGAGAGGUGUCCAUGCCAUCUGGAAAAGUUGCAAAACCAGACAUAACAGACAACAAGGAUGGUACAGUUACUGUAAGGUAUGCCCCAACAGAAGCAGGUCUUCAUGAAAUGGGCAUAAAGUAUGACGGAGUACAUAUCCCAGGAAGUCCUCUGCAGUUCUUUGUGGACUAUGUCAACAGUGGUAAUGUGACUGCAUAUGGGCCAGGACUGAUCCACGGCACAGUCAACAAGCCAGCAGUGUUUACAGUGGAUACAAAGGAUGCAGGUGAAGGUGGCUUGUCUCUAGCCAUUGAGGGUCCCUCAAAAGCUGAAAUAAGCUGCACAGAUAAUCAAGAUGGUACUUGUACGGUGUCUUAUCUACCUGUUCUUCCUGGUGAUUACAACAUAUUGGUGAAGUACAACAACAAACACAUCCCUGGGAGCCCAUUUACUGCAAAGAUUACAGGGGAUGAAUCGAUGCGUAUGUCUCAGUUGAAAGUGGGUUCUUCUGCUGACAUCCCAUUAGAUAUCGCAGAAACUGACAUAAGCCUCCUGAGUGCUUCGAUCACUGCUCCAUCAGGCCGUGAAGAACCAUGUCAUUUGAAGAUGUUGCGCAAUGGCCACAUUGGUAUCUCAUUUGUGCCAAAGGAAAUUGGUGAGCAUCUUGUCAAUAUCAAGAAGAAUGGACGACACAUUGCAAACAGUCCCAUCAGUGUAAUGAUCAGCCAGUCUGAGAUUGGAGAUGCCAGCAAGGUCAGAGUCUCUGGCCCUGGUCUCAGUGAAGGCCGUACUUUUGAACCAGCAGAGUUUAUCAUUGAUACAAAAGAAGCAGGUUAUGGUGGCUUGAGUCUGUCCAUUGAGGGCCCGAGCAAAGUGGACAUCAACACAGAAGACUUGGAAGAUGGUACCUGCAAGGUGACAUACUGCCCCACAGAGCCUGGAAAUUACAUAAUCAACAUCAAGUUUGCUGACCAGCAUGUACCAGGAAGUCCAUUCACUGUGAAGGUAACUGGAGAAGGUAGAGUCAAAGAGAGCAUCACACGUAGAAGACGCGCACCCUCUGUAGCAAAUGUUGGCAGCCAGUGUGACCUAAGCUUGAAGAUUCCAGAAAUCAGUAUCCAUGACAUGACUGCUCAGGUGACCAGUCCUUCGGGGAAGAUCCAUGAUGCUCAGAUCAUGGAAAGUGAGAACAACACUUACUGCAUCCGAUUUGUACCCACAGAGAUGGGUGUCCACACAGUCAAUGUGAAGUACAAGGGGCAGCAUGUUCCAGGAAGUCCUUUCCAGUUCACAGUUGGGCCUCUUGGAGAAGGUGGGGCCCACAAAGUUCGAGCAGGUGGUCUAGGACUUGAAAGGGCAGAAGUGGGAGUACCAGCGGAAUUUAGUAUCUGGACACGUGAAGCUGGAGCAGGCGGUUUGUCCAUUGCUGUUGAAGGACCUAGUAAGGCGGAGCUUGCAUUUGAAGACAGGAAGGAUGGGUCCUGUGGGGUAUCGUACAUUGUCCAAGAGCCUGGUGAUUACGAGGUUUCCAUCAAGUUCAAUGAGGACCAUAUACCAGACAGUCCUUUCAUUGUUCCUGUGACGUCGCUCUCUGAUGAUGCAAGGAGACUCACUGUUGCUAGUCUUCAGGAGUCAGGAUUAAAAGUUAAUCAGCCUGCAUCAUUUGCUGUGAGUCUCAAUGGAGCAAAGGGAGUCCUUGAUGCCAAGGUGCACAGCCCCUCAGGAGCCUUGGAGGAGUGUUGUGUCACUGAAAUUGAUGAAGACAAAUAUGCAGUCAGAUUUAUCCCACGUGAGAAUGGGGUGUACUCUAUUGAUGUCAAGUUCAAUGGCUCCCACAUUCCAGGAAGUCCAUUCAAGAUUCGUGUUGGAGAACCAGGCCAAGCUGGUGACCCAGGAAUGGUCUCUGCCUAUGGACAUGGUCUGGAAGGAGGAACCACAGGUAGUCCUGCAGAGUUCAUCAUCAAUACUGCAAAUGCUGGUCCUGGUGCACUGUCUGUCACAAUUGAUGGGCCAUCUAAAGUGAAGAUGGACUGCCAAGAGUGUGCUGAAGGCUACAAGGUGACCUACACCCCCAUGGUACCUGGCAACUACCUGAUUUCUGUUAAGUAUGGAGGCCCCUACCAUGUUGUGGGCAGCCCAUUCAAGGCAAAGAUAACUGUUUCAGACUCCAGCUUUCAAGCAGGACCUCGAUUAGUAACAACACACAGCCUUCAUGAGACGUCCUCUGUAUUUGUGGACUCCAUCCCCAAAGCAGAUGCAGUCCUGCAGCAGGCCGCCUUGCCAAGAUAUGCAUCAGAUGCCAGCAAAGUCACUGCCAAGGGACAUGGCCUCAACAAAGCUUUCGUGGGUCAGAAGAAUUCCUUCUCUGUGGACUGCAGCAAAGCAGGUAACAACAUGCUCUUGGUUGGUGUUCAUGGGCCAAAGGUUCCUUGUGAAGAGAUUGUUGUGAAGCACAUGGGCAACAGGUUAUAUAACGUGACCUACCUACUGAAAGAAAAGGGAGAGUACAUCCUGGUUGUCAAGUGGGGAGAAGACCACAUUCCUGGAAGCCCAUUUCAUGUUUCUGUGCCGUAAUUGCUGCCUUCCAGUGGACAGUCCCCUAUUAGAAGUACUUUAUGUACAUAUACCAAAACAUGAGUUGGACAUGUUAUCGGAAUGUUUUGGGGUGGGGAGAAACUUGACUGAUGUUGGGACUUUGUUGACACAUGGGCACGGGCCAGAUUAGGAGAGGACAAAAGGAACCAAACUAUUUCAUACUGGUGCCUGAACUCUGAAACACGGACUACUCCCCCUCAGAUGUUUGCACAAUUUAUGACUGGGGUUGCUGUAGAAGGCUACCUGCGCUAAAAGAUUUGCCCAGUCUGACGAAGUCUUGAAAGACAAGUUGCCUUUGUUCAUGGUACUGUUUUUUUUUAAAGAAUGCAGCUUUAAACUACCAGCACCCCUUAAAUCUUGGCUAAUAUUUUGACACUAGGUAAAGUUCUGGAGGAGCUUUUUUUGUAAGCUGUUAUCUGCUGUUAAUACGGUUUGUCAUAUCAAUACUGUGGUAUUCCCCUUCAGAGUUAAUAGGCUUUGCAUCUUUCACUUUAGUGGGGACACUGCGAUUUCAGUUUGUUCCCUUCUGCUGAGUGGGCAGAGAGGAAAGCAUGUAUAAAUUUAGUCAGUGCAGCACAAGUUCUCUGUGGUUAAAUGUUCAUAAAAAUGAGGGAUAGGGCACAUUCUGCAACUGAACCAAAGCAUGGUGUAGCAAGAUUUAAAGUGUAGUUGCCAAUACUUCUCGGCAUUAACUCCUCUGCAGUUGAGUCUGGCAUUGCACUGCUCUGUGGGGUGCCAAAUCAAGUUUAAGGGAGCCCACACCAGGCAUUUCAUAUGAGCAUUUUGUUUAUCCGUGGAGCUUUAGACAUGUUUAAGCUGUGUUAUACUGUUAACUGGCUGAAGAGGUGGCAUAAAAAUACUGUGGUUUGGACUUAUUUGUACAUGUUUAUACAUGUUUAAACUCCCUGUCCCAUCAGUGAAACUAAAACAUUUGCUAACCUGUCUUGUGUCUCUCGCACUGCAGGUCCAAAAUAGUUUUAUACACGCAAGGUGCACAGUGGUAACUUGGGUUUUUUUUACUGUAAUGCUGCUGUUUGCUUACCAACUUGCCAUCAUCCUCUUUCUCUGCACACAGACUUGCAGUAUUUGCCUCAAAAUCGUAAUGUUAAUAAAAAGAAAUUCUGUUCUGUC
Molecule: messenger RNA, 9385 nt
Organism: Protopterus annectens (West African lungfish)
Lineage: Eukaryota; Metazoa; Chordata; Ceratodontiformes; Protopteridae
Gene: FLNA
Product: filamin A
Exons: 50
Coding region: 269-8233 (2654 amino acids)
Biological process (GO): actin cytoskeleton organization
Molecular function (GO): actin filament binding
Source: RefSeq, a predicted model, not a curated record